AUGACUUCCCCGUGGAACGAGUUACAGCCGGAAGAGACUGAUACAAUCCUCAACACCAUCGACAAACUCCGUCAGCUGGGCGUCGGCGAUAUCUUGGAACUUCCACAGAUCAUCGUGUGUGGCGACCAAAGCUCUGGAAAAAGCUCAGUUCUUAAUGCUGUGUCUACGCUCCAAUUCCCUGCGAAAGAUGGCCUUUGCACUCGGUUUGCAACGGAAGUCAUCAUGCGACCAGGGCAACCCGAACAUAUUGCUGUCUCUAUUGUGCCAGGAAGCAACCGCUCUCACGACGAGAAAAGGGCUCUAGAGGCAUUUCGACGGAGCAAUGUCAACAUGAAUGACAUUGAAAGUAUCAUCGAGCAGGCAACGAGUACCAUGGGUAUAGACCCUCGAAAUCCAAAUGCAAGACGUUUCAGCGACGACAUCUUGCGAUUCGAAGUUACUGGACCAAGCCAACCCUCACUUACGCUUGUCGAUCUGCCUGGCUUGUUUCAAGCCGACAGCAUUUACCAGAGCAAGGAAGACAUUAGCUCCGUGCAAGAUCUAGUCCGACGCUACAUGCAUAACAAGCGAAGUGUCAUACUCGCAGUGGUUUCCGCCAAGAGUGAGUUCGUCCUUCAGUCAGUCACCAACUUUUCCGGACUUGAGGAUCCAAAAGGCUUGCGCACACUGGGGAUCAUAACCAAGCCAGAUAAACUGGACGUGGGGUCCGACAGCGAGAAGAAGUUUGCAGAGCUUGCCGAGAAUAGGUUGAAGUUUCUUCACCGAGGCUGGCAUGUUCUGGUCAAUCGCGAUCACUCUACUAGGUCCUACACCCAGGAGCAGCGUGACGAUUUCGAGAAGAAGUUCUUGUCGGAGGGAGUCUGGGCCAAGGUUCCUGUCAAUCACAAAGGGGUUUUUUCACUACGGUCCCGCUUGAGUAUUGCUCUACGAGAGCACAUCCUCGAAGGACUUCCAGACUUAAUCAAGGAGGCAGAAACAGAAGUCGUCCGCUGUAGAGAUGAUCUAGCACGACUCGGAGCUUCUCGAGCUAGCGCUGAGGACCGUCAACGAUAUCUCAUGCAAGCAGCACAAGUUUUCAGCGUCAUCAUGCGAUCCUGCAUCAACGGCUCCUACGACGACAAGUUCUUUACCACCGGCGAUCAAGACGUGUACAGACCGAAGCGACUGCGCGCCGUUGUCCAAGACACUCUUGUACAGUAUUCGAGGGACAUGCGGCACCGCGGGCACGCCAAACAUAUCGUCGAUGACGAAGCUGCAAGAACGAAAGGUGGACAUCCACAACAAGUUACACAAACAGAAUUUGAAGACAGUGUCAUGGAGCUCAUGAGGGAUUCUCGAGGUCGUGAACUCAUGGUCACACACAAUCCCAUGACUGUUCGAGACUUAUUUCAGGCACAAUCCGAGCCGUGGGUGAAGCUAACAGCCAAAUACCGGUCGACACUCAGCGAAGCCGCAAAAACAUGCAUUGAUCUUGUUCUUCAGCAUGCCACAGAUGAGGUCACAAGGACUCGUCUGGGAAAGCUGGUGAUCAACCCGGCGCUUGACACACUUCUUGCUUCACUGGACAUGAUCGUUGAUCGACUACUGAGAGGUCGCCUGGAGAGCCAUCCAAUUACUUACAAUCGUAGCCUUGCGGAAAACAUUGGGAAGGCAAAACAGAAAAUGGCCGAGAAGUUAUUUGCGGACAAGUACGAGAGGGCCAUAAAUCAAGGUGGACAAGUCGUUGCCAAGGACACAUUGAAAUGGCUGUUCGAAGAACAGAUAGUAUUUCAGCCUAUGGACUUGCCACGCUUUGCAGCCUCAGAGGCGAUCAUUGAGAUGCGAGCUUACUACAAGAUUGCCAGAGAAACCCUAGUGGACAAUUUCAGUAAGUUGGCCAUCGAGGAUUGUUUAAUAUCUCAGAUGCCGGGGUUGUUCUCUCCCGAGGUUGUUGCUGCAUUGGAUGAUGAUACCAUAAGCGAAAUCGCAAUGGAGACGGAGAAUGCGGCUUGGGAAAGGGGCCAGGUCGACGACAGGCUCGAAUUGUGUUAUUCGGCUUUAGCUAAUCUGAAUUCGAUCGAAAGCAUGAGAGCCCCAGGUAACGAGAUACAGGGCUUGAGGGAAAGCACAGUUGGCUGA
Molecule: messenger RNA, 2118 nt
Organism: Zasmidium cellare ATCC 36951
Lineage: Eukaryota; Fungi; Ascomycota; Dothideomycetes; Mycosphaerellales; Mycosphaerellaceae
Exons: 2
Coding region: 1-2118 (705 amino acids)
Cellular component (GO): microtubule; membrane; cytoplasm
Molecular function (GO): GTP binding; GTPase activity; microtubule binding
Source: RefSeq, a predicted model, not a curated record